AUGGAAAACUACUCUAUUAACAGUGACAUACUUGAAAUCCAGGGUUUAGACAUCUCUGAGUCAUCCAUUUACCCAGUGUUCUUUGCAGUGCUUUUCUUUUACAUCACUCUGCUGAUAUCCAAUUUUGGUGUGCUGAUACUCAUCAUAACAGAGAAAAGCUUGCACCAACCCAUGUAUCUCCUGUUCUGCAACCUAUCAGUCAACGAUCUCUUUGGCAAUACUGUUUUACUUCCCCGUUUGCUGUCUGACAUGUUUGCUUCAAAGAAAUUAACCACGUAUGCUCAGUGUGCCACACAGGCCUUUUGUAGUCACACAUUUGGUUCAGCCUCACAUAUGAUACUAAUCAUAAUGGCCAUUGAUAGGUACGUUGCUAUAUGCAACCCAUUACGAUACACUGCAAUAAUGACAACGAAGACAAUUGUGAAGUUGUCUGUGUCUGCCUGGGGUGUGUCACUUGUAUUAGUGGCUAUUUUGCUGGGUCUCACAAUUAGGUUGUCUCGCUGUAGAUACAUUGUCCUUAAUGCUUAUUGUGAUAAUGCAUCAUUGUUUAAAUUAUCUUGUGAAGAUGUGUACAUUAAUAACCUAUAUGGGCUGGUUUUUACUGCAGUACUUUUUGGCUCCUCAAUAGGAUGUAUUGUUGUGACAUACUUAAGGAUUGCAAUGAUAUGCUGGACUAAAAAAAGCAAAGAGCUCAACAACAGAGCUCUACAAACAUGUGGAAGUCACUUAUUAGUAUAUAUGAUUAUGUUGUGGACAGGGUUCCUUACAAUAAUUCUUCAUCGUUUUCCAGACUACCCAUAUUUGAGAAAAUUGGCAUACAUAUUAUUCCAUGUUGUGCCUGCUAAUUUAAAUCCAAUAAUUUAUGGUAUGCAAACAAAGUCUUUACGGCAGAAAAUUCUGCAGAUUUUAUUUAGAAAGGUGUCAUCUAGUGCACCACAGAGAUAA
Messenger RNA from Clupea harengus (Atlantic herring), 945 nucleotides. RefSeq names its product olfactory receptor 52E4-like. Lineage: Eukaryota; Metazoa; Chordata; Actinopteri; Clupeiformes; Clupeidae. The record is from RefSeq and is a predicted model, not a curated record. Gene Ontology annotation, biological process: G protein-coupled receptor signaling pathway; detection of chemical stimulus involved in sensory perception of smell. Gene Ontology annotation, molecular function: G protein-coupled receptor activity; odorant binding; olfactory receptor activity. Gene Ontology annotation, cellular component: membrane.